AUGCAGCUUUUUGUCCGCGCCCAGGAGCUACACACUCUCGAGGUGACCGGCCAGGAGACGGUCGCCCAGAUCAAGGCUCAUGUAGCUUCGUUGGAGGGCAUCGCUCCAGAAGAUCAAGUCCUGCUCCUGUCUGGCACACCCCUAGAGGAUGAGGCUACUCUGGGCCAGUGUGGCGUGGAGGCUCUGAGCACUCUGGAAGUAGCCGGCCGCAUGCUUGGAGGUAAAGUCCAUGGUUCCCUGGCCCGUGCUGGGAAAGUGAGAGGUCAGACUCCCAAGGUGGCCAAGCAAGAGAAGAAGAAGAAGAAGACGGGCAGGGCCAAGAGGCGUAUGCAGUACAACCGGCGCUUUGUCAAUGUUGUGCCCACCUUUGGCAAGAAGAAGGGCCCUAAUGCUAACUCCUAA
Molecule: messenger RNA, 402 nt
Organism: Rangifer tarandus platyrhynchus (Svalbard reindeer)
Lineage: Eukaryota; Metazoa; Chordata; Mammalia; Artiodactyla; Cervidae
Source: the annotation of a GenBank genome assembly